GCGGGGUUUUCUCUAGAGUCUACCGCCUUCCCUGCUAGACUUCCCAGGAAACCUCUGCUUUCACAUUUCCAUCUUUUUCCUCCUGGGGAGCCUACAGCCUAGGUGGGGAGAUGGGUAAGUCUUCUGGCUGCUGUACAAGGGGGCCAUCUGUGUUUGAUCAGUCCAGGCAGAAAGGAGGGGCUGGAGUUGUAGAGAGACUGAAAGCAUUCCAGAGUAGUGAGAGAGACCCAGAGAUCAGAAAGAGAGAAGGCACCGCCCCCACCCCGCCUCCCAGGCUAGCCCGCCAGCUUGAGGGGAAGAGGCCGACCGCACGCUGUCUUUACUGUGGCCCCACUCUCCAGGCUGCCAUGGGGCUCAGCUCUCCUCUCCUCGUCCUGUUCCUUUUGUCCUGGUCCGGACCCCUUCAGGGACAGCAGCACCACCUUGUGGAGUACAUGGAACGUCGACUAGCUUCCUUGGAGGAACGGCUGGCCCAGUGCCAGGACCAGAGCAGUCGCCAUGCUGCUGAGUUGCGGGACUUCAAGAACAAGAUGCUGCCGCUGCUGGAGGUGGCAGAGAAGGAGCGUGAGGCGCUCAGAACCGAGGCUGACACCAUUUCAGGGAGAGUGGACCGUCUGGAACGGGAGGUAGACUAUCUAGAGACGCAGAGCCCAGCUCUACCCUGUGCAGAGCUUGAUGAGAAGGUGACUGGAGGCCCUGGGACCAAAGGGAAGGGCAGAAGAAAUGAAAAGUAUGAUAUGAUGACAGACUGUAGCUACACAAUCUCUCAGGUGAGAUCCAUGAAGAUCCUGAAGCGGUUUGGUGGCCCAGCUGGACUAUGGACCAAGGAUCCACUGGGGCCCGCAGAGAAGAUCUAUGUCUUAGAUGGGACCCAAAAUGACACAGCCUUUGUCUUCCCAAGGCUACGUGACUUCACCCUUGCCAUGGCUGCCCGCAAAGCUUCCCGAGUCCGUGUGCCCUUCCCCUGGGUAGGCACGGGGCAGCUGGUAUACGGUGGCUUUCUUUAUUAUGCCCGGAGGCCUCCUGGAGGACCUGGAGGGGGUAGUGAGUUGGAGAACACUUUGCAGCUCAUCAAAUUCCACCUGGCAAACCGGACGGUGGUGGACAGCUCCGUAUUUCCUGCAGAGAGCUUGAUUCCCCCCUACGGGCUGACCUCAGACACGUACAUCGACCUGGCCGCUGAUGAGGAGGGUCUUUGGGCUGUCUAUGCCACCCGGGAGGAUGACAGGCACUUGUGCCUGGCCAAGUUAGAUCCACAGACACUGGACACAGAGCAACAGUGGGACACACCGUGUCCCAGAGAGAAUGCUGAGGCUGCCUUCGUCAUCUGCGGGACCCUAUAUGUCGUCUAUAACACCCGUCCUGCCAGCCGGGCCCGGAUCCAGUGUUCCUUUGAUGUCAGUGGUACCCUCACCCCUGAACGAGCAGCACUCUCUUACUUUCCCCGUCGAUAUGGUGCCCAUGCCAGCCUCCGCUAUAAUCCCCGUGAGCGCCAGCUCUAUGCCUGGGAUGAUGGCUAUCAGAUUGUGUAUAAGCUGGAGAUGAGGAAGAAAGAGGAAGAAGUUUGAGAAGCUAGACUUGUUUUUUUAUUUUAAAUCUUUUUAUCUUUAUACCUUUAUAUUCCUAAUACAAUUCCUGCUCAUUUUUCAAAUUUUCUUAUAGCCUUUUGGUUCUCAUAGCCCCUUGGUUUCAUAUGGAACUCCAGAUCCUGGGUAACCCUUGUAGAGCCGAAACAGUGAAAACUAAAUGUUCACUUCUGCUCUCCUGCCCAUGUCCACAAAUAUCAGGUCCCAGAUAACCCAGGCCCAUGGCUGUGACCCUCCCUUGGAUGGGGGCUCCCCAGGAAUAGUAUGGCUCAGGGGAGAGAGGAGCAGAAGCAGA
This is a messenger RNA of Fukomys damarensis (Damara mole-rat), 1881 nucleotides long. It is a transcript of the gene Olfml3, whose product is annotated as olfactomedin like 3. Gene Ontology annotation, biological process: signal transduction. The transcript is spliced from 3 exons. Bases 111 to 1568 code for a protein of 485 amino acids. Lineage: Eukaryota; Metazoa; Chordata; Mammalia; Rodentia; Bathyergidae. The record is from RefSeq and is a predicted model, not a curated record.